GAAGAAAUCGCCGGCGCCAGACAGCAGACCGAUGGCUACCGUCGCUCAGUAUUUAAAAUAAUAGAAACUUGUUUAUUUUACUGCAUAUUUAGUGAACUGGUGCUAUGUCUUCGGGAAUGACCGGGCAAACGCCGUGCCUAUCAAGCCGAUGGGAUCAGCCAGCACAACCUAAACAGAAUGUUAAUCAGCAGCGAAGUUGUGAAAAUGCAGCUCACCCUGUCUCCAUACCAGGAGUCUCUUCUAACAGCGGCGUUUCCCAGCCAGGAGAACAGCCGCCACCUUCAGGAGGAGUUGAAAUGGCUGCAGCCAUGGCUGCUAAAAUAAAUGCCAUGUUAAUGGCAAAGGGAAAGCUUUUGACUCCUCCACCUUUACUUGCAAAGAUUCCUCCGAGUGUGCCUGCACAAGUUACAACAGAGGAGAUGGUGGUCACAGAGGUGGAUAUAAACGAUGUACCACUCAAUUGCAGGGAUCUUCUUACAAAAGGAAAGACACAAGAGGAGAUCCGACAGUUUAGUGGAGCUGUUGUCUCCACAAAAGGUCAUUACAUGUCUGAAGCUGACAAGGGAAAGGGAGGAGGACUAAGACCUUUGUAUUUGCAUGUCCAGGGAAAAAGCCAAGAUCAGGUCAACAAGGCUGUGAUGAGGAUAAAGGAGAUCAUCUCUGAGGACGUGUUGAGAGCCUCAGCAGCAUCAGGAGGACAACAGGUGCCCAUAAUGCCACCGCUGACACUCUACCCUCAGCCUCCUCGACCCGUCAUCCCUCCACCUGUGCCAAGGAUGCCCAACAGCAACGCAGCACCAGGGCAGGGGCAUCGGCCUGCCGCUCCUCAUUCAGGGAGUUUUGUGCAUACAAAGGUUUUUGUGGGUCUGGACCAGGCACUGCCUUCAUUUAAUGUGAAUGAGAAGGUCGAGGGUCCCGGAGGGACGUACUUGAGUCACAUCCAGACGGAGACAGGGGCACGAGUCUUUCUCAGGGGAAAAGGUUCUGGGUACAUCGAACAAGCAUCGAAGAGGGAGUCCUUUGAGCCUCUUUAUGUCUACAUCAGCCACCCAAAUGCAGCUGGACUGGAGGCCGCAAAGAAACUCACAGAGAGUCUGCUGGAAACUGUUAGAGCUGAACAUGCCCGUAUGGUGUCAAUGUACACUGCCACAGGCUCAACACAACCAUACCCAGCACAUGGAUUUCCUCCUAAUAGCAAUUACUCUACCCAGGGGUCCUGGUAUAACUACCCAGCAAAUGGGUAUGCUGGCGGCUAUUCAGCGUACCCAGGAGCCAGUGGUUAUUGGAGUAAUGCAAAUACUCCCUCAAGUCAAUCUAACCUGUCGACAAACCCUCCAUCUUCUCAGGCAAUGGUUCAGUAUCCGGUGUGCCCUAGAAAACCACAUCCAUAUCUCGUCCAGGAUCCUGGCAGCAGUGAGACAGUGGAACCUGAAGCAUCUUUAAACACCACGUCUGACACAGGAAGUCCCAAACGUCACUUCCAGGAGGGGGCCAAAGAAGAACAGGUUAGUCCUGCCGGCAGUCCUCCAGAGGGUCCUGCUCAUCAGGAGUCUGCACCUCCUGCCCCCAGUGUUGGAGAGCCAAAGCUAGUAGAAAGGAUUCUGAUGCCUCCUCCACCGCCUCCUUUCAUGGCUCCUGCCCCAGUCUCCCGCAAAAGGCCAAGAGAUGCUGUGACUGAAGAUCCAGGCAGUCCUCCCAUCAUCACCGCGUCAGUGGGUGUUCAAGAAAACGUGAGUGAGAAGAAGGCUAAAGUGGAAGCAGACACAUCAGGGUUAGUGCCCUAUGGAGGGGAUUCCUCCGAUGAAGAGGAGGAGAGGACACGCAGCAGUAAGACCGAUAACUCAUAACCCUUCCUCAGACCCAUCCCCACUCUCCAGGAUACCCACAGACCCAAAAAUCUUGAUAAGUUCUCAAACCCAUUAAAAGGAAAAAAUCCACCUGUGAAUAAUCAUAAACUGUUCAGACUAUAUCAGUGGUGUUUCUACCAAUGUUGCUGCUAAAAACCAUUACUGCAGACCUUCUUUAAUACAUGUGCAUUUCUUUUUUUUCAUCUAAGCUGACAAAAAUGGAAAUCAUCCAUCUUUGUGGGUUUUUGAAGAAUUUCUUGCAUGGAGAAUCUUGUUAGGUUCUUUAAAACACAACUGACAAAGCUUUAUAAAGCGUUGGAUUGACAAUCUUUACACAGCAGUAAUAUGAAGUACAGAGUGUUUAAACCGGUAAAUAGUCACAAAAACACUAGUGUUGUCUUUGUUUCAUCACAAUGUUUAGUGCAAGUUUGAAGACUUUCAAAAUUGUGUUUCUUUGUAGGUUUUUAUUCCUCAGUCAUUUUUACACUCCCAUGGAUCUCAGAGGAUCCAAGCAGGCAGGUGAUUAAAGUCCUUUCUCUUGUAAUAUGAAGUAAUUUUUCGUUGUUUUCUUCAGAUCUUGAAAUUUCUUUAACUUACACUGACAAAACUACAAUUUUGUAGGGAUGCAUGAUAUUAUUGAGGAUAUUAGCUUAAACAGUGAGUUAUCAGUAUAUUUUGGCUAUAAAAAACAGUCUAUAUCAAAUUAGAUAUUGUUUGUAGGAACAAAUAAAUUAUUAGAGCAUUAGGCUGGAGUAACAGGCCAACUUAAGAAAAAUAAAUUUUCUUUUAACAACACCAUUCCUUACACUUUAAGGUCUCUUGUAAGGUCUGAAAUGUUUUCAUUUAGUCAUCCUCAAAUUAAAAUUGUGUAUUUUAAGGACUGAUGUCUGGACUAUUUUUAAAUAUUUGUAUUGGCUAAAAAUAAUCUGUAAACAUCAGCAUAUAGGAUAUCACUUACAAUCCAAUAUCAUGCAUCCCUGUGAUUUUGCAGUGAUAAAAAGAAAAUUUAAGUCAAUUUUUUUGUUAGUUUUGGGGUUAGAGGUAGUUUUCAUCAUGACAAAUUUUGAGUUCAUCUUAAUAUCUUAAGAUAGCAAAGAUUAUCUCAUAAAAACAAGUAAUGGGAUGGUGGCAAACAAAACAGGCAUGUCGUUGUGACAGAUUAACCACAAUGUGUCAUACUGUCAAUGCCGAUACUAACAGGUAGGUUUUAGCCUAUUUCUGUGUUUGUUCCUGGGCUUUUUCAUUUGGGGAUACAAGAUAAUUAAGUUGAGAUCACAAGAAAACAACUUGAAAUUACAUGGGAUUUUUAAGAAAUAAAAUGUAAGGAUGCAGCUUGCUUAGGGCUUAUGUAGUCUGUCAAAGAGAGGAUAUGAACCAGUUUGUUUUUAGCAAAUGUAGGCAUAUAUGCCCACAUAAAGGACAUGUAAAUAUAGAAAUAUGGAUAGCCUGCCAAUGAGUUCAUUGUCACUGAGCAUGCUUGUUGCCAUAAGACUGUCGAGGCUUCACACUGCAAGGCUUCAUGUUAAUAAUAUGGUUUUAGGAAACACUGAAGUUUUCCUCUGUAGUUUCUGCAUCUAAUGCAACUUUUAUUUUCAACAGUCUGACUAUAAAUGUGCACUCAGAAAUAUUCAUCAGCUGAGAUUUUUUUUCUGCUUAAGCAAUGAGUGCCAGUAUCAGACAACCAGCCAGUUUAACAGUGUGGGAUCAUUCAGGGUGGAUUUUUUCUUUAAAGAUGUGAAAACAGCUGUAUGAUAACUACCAAUAUUUUUCCCUUAAAACACUUUUAUUUCUCUUUCAAAGCACCUUCUUCUUAUUGAAAACAAGCCCCACAUUUCUUUUUUUAAACUGAAACACUCGGACUGUUGCAGGUUCUGAUGAUAUAAAUACAUAUUGUAAAAUUCAGUGAAACUUUUUCUUAUCUGGAAAAUGGUGUAUGCCUGUUCCCAUGGAAUAUAAUAAUAAAAAGUUGAAACUUC
Molecule: messenger RNA, 3823 nt
Organism: Cheilinus undulatus (humphead wrasse)
Lineage: Eukaryota; Metazoa; Chordata; Actinopteri; Labriformes; Labridae
Product: KH homology domain-containing protein 4-like
Exons: 14
Coding region: 105-1847 (580 amino acids)
Cellular component (GO): nucleus
Molecular function (GO): RNA binding
Source: RefSeq, a predicted model, not a curated record